Rubroshorea leprosula is the source of this 972-nucleotide messenger RNA. The record is from the annotation of a GenBank genome assembly. Lineage: Eukaryota; Viridiplantae; Streptophyta; Magnoliopsida; Malvales; Dipterocarpaceae.
GCCAUCAUCCAUUCCACCGUUGUAGCCGAGGGGAGGCAGCAGCCCGUGUUCUGAUCCUGCAGCCAUGGGUAUCUCGCGUGAUUCCAUGCACAAGAGGCGCGCCACCGGAGGGAAGAAGAAGGCGUGGAGGAAGAAGAGAAAGUAUGAGCUUGGACGGCAGCCGGCGAACACUAAGCUUUCCAGCAACAAGACCGUGAGGAGGAUUCGUGUCAGAGGAGGCAAUGUGAAGUGGAGGGCUCUCAGAUUGGACACCGGGAAUUACUCCUGGGGCAGUGAAACUGUUACCCGGAAAACCCGUAUCCUUGAUGUGGUUUACAAUGCUUCAAACAAUGAGCUUGUCCGAACCCAGACGCUGGUGAAGAGUGCAAUCGUUCAGGUGGAUGCUGCGCCAUUCAAGCAGUGGUACCUUCAGCACUAUGGUGUGGAAAUCGGCAGGAAGAAGAAGACAGCUGCUAAGAAGGACACACCAGAGGAGGGAGAAGCACCUUUAGAGGAGACAAAGAAGAGCAAGCACGUCUUGCGAAAGCUUGAGAAGCGUCAGCAGGGUCGUACUCUGGACCCCCAUAUCGAAGAACAGUUUGCAAGUGGCAGAUUGUUGGCUUGCAUUUCUUCUCGACCAGGUCAAUGCGGUAGAGCAGAUGGAUAUAUCUUGGAAGGCAAGGAGCUUGAGUUCUACACAAAGAAGAUUCAAAGGAAGAAGGGCAAGUCUGCUGGUGGUGCUGCUUAGUUCACAGCUUUCUUGAGACAAUUUAAUUGUGUACGGUCAGUUGAGAAUUGUUUGAAAGUAGGAUAGCAAUAUCCUUUUAAGACUUGGAAGUUGGAACUUGGUGCUCGUGUUUAUUUGUCUAGGCAGUUUUCUGAAAAAAAUUUUGCGUUUUACUAUUCAACCAAGAAUUAUUUACAGCCUGAUUAGUUGUUAUUAUUUUAUGUGGAAGUAGUUCUGCUUUGAAGCUAUAAAUAAGGUUUGAUGCA